UGACCUCAACAUCUACUUUUCCUUCUUUCACCUCAUUCACCGACGGUUCUUCAGCAGCUAAUAAUUCCGCCGGGCAGUACGCAAGAGGUGCAGCAUCGUCCUCAGGCCUUCGACCUCGAACACACUACAAUCAUGGAAACGACGACGAAAGCCGAUGGUUCUGUACCAGUCUAUGACGAUGCGUUGUCAGCAGAUGAAGUGCAGCUCAGAGCGCAAGGACACGUUGGCGAGCUGCCUCGCCAGUUCAGUACCUUCGCAACUGUUGCGUUUGCAUUCACUCUGACCAACUCGUGGACCGGAUGGUCUGGUACCUUUGGGACACCACUGAUUGCCGGCGGUGGCCCAGCAGUUUUCUUUGGUCUAGUGGUAUCGGCCGUCGCCUGUACCUUCAUCACGCUUGGUCUCGCGGAACUGGCUUCGGCCUUCCCCAGUACUGGUGGCCAGUAUCACUUCGCCUUUAUGGUCUCGUCUCCAAAAUAUCGCACAGUAGUGGCCUUCUACGCAGGCUGGCUCAGUGUCUUUGCUUGGACCAUGACGGCCGCGUCCGUUCCCAUCAUCGUGGGACAAUUCAUCCAAAACUUGGCGCAGUUGUACCACCCGGAUUAUGUCGCUGCACGGUGGCAGACCUGGCUCAUCUACACCGUUUUGACCAUCUUGUUCUGCGCCGUGGUCAUUCUUCUGCCCAAGUUAAUUCCAAAACUUGAGAUGGGAUUUUUCGUCCUGACACUUCUCGGUUUUGUGAUAUCCUUCAUCACCAUCCUCGCAACAAGUCAUCCCAAGCAGUCUGCCAAGACGGUAUUCGUUGAUUACACAAAUCUGACAGGGUGGGCAGACGGCACCGCCUUCAUGCUGGGUGUGGGUACUUCCAUGUAUGCGUUCUUAGCCACUGACGGCGCAACUCACCUAGCCGAAGAGAUGCCGAAUCCUGGCAAAGGGGUCCCUCGAGCUAUGUGGCUGACUAUGAUUAUUGGUUGCUUCACAGCAACAUGUUGGACCUUCGCUUUCAUGUUCGCCUCGACAGACCUGGAUGCCGCAGCUUCUUCAGUGGUACCUAUCUUGACCGUUUAUCUGCAAGCUUUUCGGUCUAGGGGAGUGGCCACGUUCUUCUUAUCUUGGCUGGCAAUUAUCUACAGUACCUCGGGGGUAACCUGCUUCGUCACUGCGGGUCGAUUGACUUGGGCCUUUGCACGAGAUGGCGGUCUCCCGUUCAGCAAGACAUUCGCAUACACCCACCCUAUCUUACAAGUUCCCGCCAACGCCACCAUCCUAGUUGGAAUAUUCACAAUUCUUUACGGACUCAUUUAUAUAGGAUCAACGACUGCCUUCAACAGUUUCAUCUCAAUGGCCAUUUUGGGCCUCAACAUCACCUACGCAAUACCACAAGGUAUCGUCCUGUUGCGUGGCCGAUCCAAAGUGCUUCCUGCUCGCCAAUUCGAUCUCGGACCUAUCUUUGGUCCUUUUUGCAAUGCCUUCUCGGUUCUCUGGGUCUUGCUAUAUAGCGUACUCUUUUGUUUCCCAAUCAUUUUGCCGGCGACCGUGGACAACAUGAAUUAUCUCAGCGUGGUGCUUGCCGGAGUUCUAGUCAUUAUCCUAGCCAUGUGGUAUGGAGGGAAAAGGAAGACAUUCACUGGACCGGUUAUUUCCAUCGAAGGUCUGGAAAUGUUGAGCGCCGCAAAUCUCGGCGCCAAUCGAACAGGUUACCGAGAUGAUACUGCAAUGGCGACGAAGGAGGUUGCGCCAAACACGUCUGUUCCUGCCGCCGCGGAGUAAGGAUGUGUGGACUGGAGGCAAGUAGGGGUACAUGGGCAAAAUUACCACAUCUCAGACAUAAAUUAUCAACAUUGUUCCUGUAGACGCGCUGCAUGUCAUGAAGCGGGUACUUGAGUAGGGAUGGGGCUUUGUCUGUCUGACAUAUUGACAGACAAAACCUCGUCAUUCUGUCGACAGAUAAAACCUCG
Messenger RNA from Exophiala viscosa, 1958 nucleotides. RefSeq names its product amino acid/polyamine transporter I. Gene Ontology annotation, molecular function: transmembrane transporter activity. Gene Ontology annotation, cellular component: membrane. The transcript has 3 exons. The coding region runs from base 133 to 1770 and encodes 545 amino acids. Gene Ontology annotation, biological process: amino acid transport; transmembrane transport. The record is from RefSeq and is a predicted model, not a curated record. Lineage: Eukaryota; Fungi; Ascomycota; Eurotiomycetes; Chaetothyriales; Herpotrichiellaceae.